UCAGUCCAUCCAUUUCAUAGUUGAUACAGAAACAAGCAGCGAGGGUGCUGCGAGAGAAAGAAAACACAAAAUGGGAGGAAGUGUAACAGCAGCAAGAAGAAGCCUUCUCACUCUUUCACUGUCUUCCCCAAACCUCUUCACUCUCUCUCGCCUUUCUUCCUCAGCCAAACGCUUCCCACUUCUCAAACUCUCAAAACCCACUAGGGUUUUACAAGGGUUUAGGCCUCUAUGUACCACCACCACCACCACCACCACCACCGAACCUGACCAAAUCAAGCACUCCAUGCUUCUGGAGCGUCUGAGGUUUAGACACCUCAAAGACUCUGCCUCCAAACCCCCGCUAACUACAACAACUUCAAAGCCACUGAAUGCUGUCCAGACUGAAACUGAAGAUGGGUUUAAGAACAAGAACAAGAAGAAGAAAGUGGUUGAGCGUUUUGAGGAGUUGGGUCUUACUGAGGAGGUUAUGGGGGUUGUGAAGGAGAUGGGUAUUGAAGUUCCUACUGAGAUUCAGUGUAUUGGUAUCCCUGCUGUCUUGGAAGGGAAAAGUGUGGUUUUGGGUUCUCACACUGGCUCUGGUAAAACUUUCGCCUACAUGCUUCCCCUUGUUCAGUUGCUGAGACAGGAUGAGGCAUUGUGUGGUAUGCUAAUGAGGCCGAGGCGUCCUCGAGCUGUAGUGCUAUGCCCCACAAGGGAGUUGUCUGAGCAGGUAUUUCGUGUUGCAAAGUCUAUCAGUCAUCAUGCACGGUUCCGUUCUACCAUGGUAAGUGGUGGUGGCAGGGUAAGACCCCAGGAGGAUUCUUUAAAUAACCCAAUCGAUAUGGUAGUUGGGACCCCUGGCAGGGUUCUUCAACAUAUUGAGGAGGGCAACAUAGUUUAUGGUGAUAUCAAAUAUGUGGUGUUGGAUGAGGCUGACACCAUGUUUGAUCGUGGCUUUGGACCUGACAUUCGGAAGUUUCUUGGCCCAUUAAAAAAUCGUGCAUCAAAACCUGGUGGUGAAGGGUUUCAAACUGUUUUGGUCACUGCAACAAUGACAAGGGCAGUGCAAAAUCUGGUCGAUGAGGAGUUUCAAGGCAUUGUACAUUUGCGUACAUCAACACUGCAUAAGAAAGUUGCAUCUGCUCGACAUGAUUUCAUCAAACUCUCAGGUUCUGAAAACAAGCUGGAAGCAUUAUUACAGGUUCUGGGGCCAAGUUUAUCGAAGGGAAACAGGGUGAUGGUAUUCUGUAACACAUUAAAUUCUAGCCGUGCUGUGGAUCACUUUCUGGGUGAAAAUCAGAUUUCUACAGUGAAUUACCAUGGCGAGGUGCCUGCUGAACAAAGGGUUGAAAACCUUAAAAGGUUUAAGAGUGAUGAUGGAGAUUGCCCCUCACUGGUGUGCACAGAUUUGGCUGCCAGGGGACUGGACUUGGAUGUGGAUCAUGUUAUCAUGUUUGAUUUUCCCUCAAACUCUAUUGAUUACCUUCAUCGCACAGGAAGAACUGCCCGUAUGGGUGCUAAAGGGAAAGUGACAAGUUUGGUGGCUAAAAGGGACCUCGUAUUGGCCACCCGAAUAGAGGAGGCCUUGAGGAAGAAUGAGAGCUUGGAGUCGCUUACUGUAGAUAAUGUUCGGAGGGACAUUGCAAGGUCCCGAAUAACUGAGCAGAAGCGGACGAAUGUUAAAUCGGUUAAGAUUUCAAAUCAGAAAAAUAAGAUUACAAGGAAAUCUAAGGAGGAAUCUGCUCCAAAUUCAAAAAAUAAGGUUACAAGAAAAGGUAAAGAGGCAUCUACUCCGGCAAAAUCUUCCAAGCGAGCAGUUCAGGUAUCAAAGUCAGUAAAGUCAUCAUCCAGUGCAAAUACCUCAAGAAAAGCACCUUCAACUUCAAGUGGGAAGAAGCCAACAGCCAUCAAAAAGUCUAGGCCUGUCAAGUCUGCAGCUUCCAAACUUAGCGUUGUUGGGUUUAGGGGGCGUGCUUCUUGGUCGAAUAAGAAAGAAUCACUGAGGUCCAGUUGAAUGAAUGUACUUCAAUUUUGCAUUAACACUGUAAUGUUUUGAGUUUUUGCACAUUCGUCUAAUUUUUGGAAUGGGCUAAUUCUAUAAGUUUUUGCCUUUCCUGGUUCCAACUUC
Molecule: messenger RNA, 2107 nt
Organism: Quercus lobata
Lineage: Eukaryota; Viridiplantae; Streptophyta; Magnoliopsida; Fagales; Fagaceae
Product: DEAD-box ATP-dependent RNA helicase 39-like
Exons: 9
Coding region: 71-1993 (640 amino acids)
Molecular function (GO): ATP binding; RNA helicase activity; nucleic acid binding
Source: RefSeq, a predicted model, not a curated record